CACCACGUAUUAUAUAAGUUUCCAAGUUGACCAGUCAGCUUACAGUCGUUCGGCCAUUGCAUCCUGCACCCAGCCUACCCAGCCUUUCCGGAUGUAUCGCUGCAGCCAAGAACACGACUGAUAAACUGCCAACGCGUCACACCGUCCACGCUUUAUCUGCCAGACGGCAAUUUACCCCCCCCUUACAGCCUGAGCAAGCAGUCUCUCUCCCCGCAACUUCCCUGGUAAAUUUAUAAAGGACCUAAUGUCACUCCAUUUCGCCUAGAUUCGGAGAGACUUGGGUGAUCCAAUCCGGCAGCAAUUGCUAUGGUAAGUCGGGAUGAUCUUCCGAAGAAAGGCGACACGCAGCCAAGCACCCACGCCGCAGGUGCGAGGGAGAUCCCCAACGCUGAUUCGCAUCGUCAAACAGAUGCUAUCCCCAUCUAUAAGGCGGGGAGCUCCUCUUCCCUUCGGCUUUGUGGCCGAUGUUCUUUUCCAGAUCAUAAUCAGCGGCGAGGUGAAUACCAUCUUAACCCUCUCUCAGCUGAACAAGGCGACCUAUGAGGCUGUCAAAAUUCUCGAGCCGCAUAUAUGCAUAUGGUUCAUGCGGCAGCAUGGCAUCGACGCAUUCGACCCGGUCCUCACCAUGAGCCCAUGGACAGGAGAGCAAAUACCGUUGACGAUUCACACCCUUGUCAGAUUUCUUCACCGGCACAAGACUGCCAGAGAUUUGUCACGACAUUUAGUGCCCUCUGUAUGGGGUCCCUUCUGCGAGGCAGACACAACAGAGAUGGAUUUCGAAGCGGAACUACGUCUGGCGCAACGUCUGGAACGAGGCUUGCACGUUCUGUUUCACAUGGCGGAUAUCGCUCGGGACACGGAGCGACUCAAGCCUUCCAAGGAACCCCUGGCUCCGGUAGUCAGUGGCCGCCUCUUUGUUCUAGGAAAGAUGCUGGACGAGUACGACGAGCUUCCACCGCAGAGACGAAAGAUUAUGACCUUUGAAGAAUAUACCAACCAUGUGUACGCAGUGUUGAAAUGGGGCUAUAUAGAAGCCGACAUUGGCAGACGACGACUCGAGUUCCGAGGCUGGCUUGACGAACAGACCGAGGUCGACUUCCACGCCGCCCUACGGAUGUUGCGGGAGCUCAUGGAACGCAUGCUCCUCCGCCACGGGCCCAAGGACUGGCACCGGGACGCAAGAAACGAAUACAGCGUCAUCUCGUGGUUCAUUCUGAAGCAGCCACCGCGAUCACUGGCGAAGCUGUUUUUGGAUCCGCAGAAUGAAUGCUGUGAGCUGGACGUGAAGAGUACUGAUUGCGGAGCUAGGAAGUGCCAUUUCUCAGACCCGCUGGACAAUUACUGGAAGGCUUGGAAGAAUGUCCCCGACCUCGGCUGCCAGGACUGUGACUGCAAGCGACGCGUCCGAAGCUGGAGUGUCAAGCCUGCCCUGAUUGAUGCCCGAGGACGCGAGUUCAACCGGUUCGCGGAAAGAUAUCUCAGAGAAAUGUGGGGCCAGCGACACGUCGGCCUCCAUCGUGCAUUUACUUUGGGGGUUUUCAGCGCGGUGAUAGGGUAGCAGGGAGUUGCAUCAUGUGUAUGAUUUGUUCGAUCAGUCUGCUAUCAGGUAGCACGAGAAUGCCACUAUAGUACCAGGUGUUGACGGCGUUCGCUAUGAUAGACACUAUCACUAGCAGAGAUUUCCAAAUUGAUAUCUUAGG
Molecule: messenger RNA, 1700 nt
Organism: Aspergillus saccharolyticus JOP 1030-1
Lineage: Eukaryota; Fungi; Ascomycota; Eurotiomycetes; Eurotiales; Aspergillaceae
Exons: 1
Coding region: 320-1558 (412 amino acids)
Source: RefSeq, a predicted model, not a curated record